AUGCAUUCGAUUUUUGGUUUGUUCGGAAACGUUAUUUGGACGAUAAUCGUCACGCAUUUCAUUGUCAUACGUGAACUUUUUCAAAUAUUCAUAUAUAAAAAACAAAAAUGCGUCAAAGAAAAAAUCGUCGUCGUGACGGGAUCGGGACACGGUUUGGGUAGAAGAAUAGCAAAAGAUUUUGCAAGACUCGGCGCCACAGUCGUCUGCUGGGACGUGGAUAAAGAAAGAAACGAAAACACGGUUUGGGAUAUAAAAAAUACAAACGGUAAAGGUAUAUCCGUUAUAUGUGACGUCACGGAUCGUAAUCACGUUUUUCGUACGGUCGAAUACAUACGAGAAAAUGUCGGGGAAAUUGAUAUUUUCGUGAGUUCCGUCGGUAUAUAUCCGGUACAGGAAAUACUUUUGUGGAAACCUCAAGAACUUUACGAACUUUUCGAUACGAACGUCAUGGCACAAUUUUGGAUAUUGCAAUCCGUCGUACCGAAUAUGAUAAAAAGAAAAAGUGGACAUUUUGUUGCCAUUUCGUCAGCGGCAGCCAUUGCACCUGUCGGAAAUGAAGUUCCUUAUUCUAUGACUAAAUCCGCAUUGUCUUGUUUGAUGGAUGGUUUUAUACAAGAGAUAAGAAAUCAAAAUUAUCAGGGGAUUAAAUUAACGUGCGUUCAUCCGUAUUACACGAAUUGUCGAGACGACAUACCCGUUAAAUUCGAUUUGAGGUUUGGUAGAUUGUCACCCGAUUACGUAUCGAAAGAAAUCGUUAAAGGGAUACGUCAGGAAUGUGAAAUUAUAAGCGUACCACGUUUCAUGCUUUUCUGGAUACAUUUCAUGAAGUUAUUACCUUUCAAUGCCAGAAUGAGAUGGAGAGAUGUUUUUUACACGAGAGUUUAUCCGACUGAUAACACAUCCAACAAAUACACACAAGAUGGCAAAGUUAAAAACAUCGUCGAACAAUUUAAACUUCCGCCAUUGAAUCAAGAUUCUUCUAAAAUAAAAUCAAACGAUUUGCAAUCGAUUAAAAUCGUGUCGAAAAACGGAAAUGAUAUUAUCACUAAUAAUAAUAAUAAUAAUAAUAGUUUAAAUGAUAAAUUAAAGCCUUUACCUGUUCCUACUCCACAACCACCACCACCUCCUCCUCCGCCAUUACCAACAGUUAAUGACAGUUUAAGAUUGUGA
This is a messenger RNA of Pediculus humanus corporis (human body louse), 1170 nucleotides long. RefSeq names its product 17-beta hydroxysteroid dehydrogenase, putative. Lineage: Eukaryota; Metazoa; Arthropoda; Insecta; Psocodea; Pediculidae. The record is from RefSeq and is a predicted model, not a curated record. Gene Ontology annotation, cellular component: lipid droplet. The transcript has 7 exons. Bases 1 to 1170 code for a protein of 389 amino acids. Gene Ontology annotation, molecular function: oxidoreductase activity, acting on the CH-OH group of donors, NAD or NADP as acceptor.